CUUAGGGAGUACUUUAACGAGAACCUUAAGAAAGAAUAUAUACAACCAUCCUACUCACCAGCAGAAUAUCCCAUCCUGUUUAUAUUCAAGAAGAAUAGCAAGCUCAGGCUGUAUAUUGAUUAUAAGCAACUUAACAAUAUUAUAAUCAAGAACUAA
Messenger RNA from Cryphonectria parasitica EP155, 156 nucleotides. RefSeq lists its product as uncharacterized. The record is from RefSeq and is a predicted model, not a curated record. The transcript has a single exon. The annotation marks the transcript as partial. Lineage: Eukaryota; Fungi; Ascomycota; Sordariomycetes; Diaporthales; Cryphonectriaceae.